Molecule: messenger RNA, 2304 nt
Organism: Drosophila bipectinata
Lineage: Eukaryota; Metazoa; Arthropoda; Insecta; Diptera; Drosophilidae
Biological process (GO): extracellular matrix organization
Cellular component (GO): collagen type IV trimer
Molecular function (GO): extracellular matrix structural constituent conferring tensile strength
Source: RefSeq, a predicted model, not a curated record
AUGAGACUGUUCGCAGUAAUUUUCUGGUUAGGCUGGUCCUUUGGCCUGACCAGUGCCAAGAAGUCAAGCCCGGAGACUGGCAGACUUAUAGCUAGUCUUCAGGCUGCUCCCGCUCCAGCGCCACCCCAGAGUGUCAUCUAUAAGCUUCCGCCUCAGCACUACUACCCGCCACCACCACCGCCUCCACCUCCACCGCAGCCGCACCACUGCAACUGUCCGCCAGGGCCACCGGGUCCACCGGGACCUCCUGGUCUACCGGGAACACCUGGCCCCCAGGGCUCGAAAGGACACAAAGGCGAGAAGGGCGACCGCGGAGAGAAAGGGGAGCGCGGACGCUACGGUUUGCCGGGACCUCCAGGAAUUCCUGGCCCUAUUGGACCACCCGGCCUACCAGGUCCUCCGGGACACAAGGGAAAAGAUGACCACCACGGUCAUCAUGAUCACCACGAUCAUCAUCAUCACCAUCAUCCACCGCCUCCACCGCCUCCACCACCACCGCCGCCACCGCCUCCUCCGCCACCACCAACCAACCCGCCACAUCACCAUCACCAUCACCCGCAUCCUCUGCCACCCAUCCUUCCCCCACCUCCCGUGAUAAUUCCUAUUCCCGCCCUUCCACCACCACCGAAAGGCGGACAUCACCAUCACAAGGGUUCCAAAGGACCUCCAGGACCACCAGGACCUCCGGGAAUGGGUGUGCCAGGCCCUCCAGGACCUCCAGGCACGGUGUAUCCCCCUCCACCUCCUCCGCCACCACCACCACCACCGCCGGCUCCUUAUCCUCCACCGUAUCCGUAUCCUCCCCCAGCUCCUUACCCACCACCCUCCCCCUGGAUUCCAGUGCCAGUCCCAGUGCCAUGGCCAUCCAAGGGUCAUCACAAGGGUCACCACCAUGGAGAUAAGGGUCACAAAGGCGACAAGGGUCACCACCACCACUACUACCCACCCCCGCCACCUCCUCCACCACCUCCUCCGCCGUAUCACCAUCAUCCCUCGCAUCAUCACGGGGAUGGACAUCAUCAUCCCUCCCACCAUCAUGGUGGAGAUGGAUGGCACAACCACGGAGAUGGCCACCACCAUAACCACGGCGACGGGCACCACCAUAACCAUGGAGAUGGACACCACCACAACCACGGAGACGGACAUCAUCAUCCUUCCUCUAAUCACGGAGGCCACCACCACGGAAAGGGAGGAUCCAGCCACUAUCCUCCACCACCUCAUCAUGGAAAAGGUGGAAAUUCUGGAAACAAAGGAGAUCCCAAGGGAGAAACUCCUCCACCCAAGCCCACCGAUCCAGAACCCACCGAUCCGAGCGAGGGAAGUGGAGACAAGCGUGGUGACUUCGACUUCCUAGACAACGAUGUAGAGAUUGUGGAAAAUCUAGACAACCUAGUCGAUGAGAAUGACAUGGCAGAGGGACAGGACGAAGCCCCAUAUGAGCAAACUGGCUAUGAGACGGAACCCGAGGAGUUCGAUUACAAUAACUAUUAUGAAAACAACCUGAACCAGGCUGAACCCAAUGAUUCCAUUGAAGAGCCUUACCAAGAAGAGCCCAAUUUAGAUGCUGAAUCUCAAAGCGAAGCUGCCGGAGAUCAGGAAAUGGAGGAACCCAUAACGGAGGAACCAAUCGAGGAUCAAAUGCAAGACCAAAUGGAUGUUGGUACGGGAUUUGAUGAGAACCAAUCUUAUGAGACUGAUCAGAUCGAGGAACUAGGCUAUAUAAGACGGGUUCUAACCUGGCCAGGUGAACACUCUCGAAUGGUGGGCCUCAGCAUGAGGCUGUUCGCUGUUUUGCUUUUAUCAGCUAUAAUCUCUUUUGGAGAGGGAUCAUGGAUUUUAAGCUCGACUCAGCCUGUUAAAGCAGAUACGCGGCCCAGGGCAAAGAAGCCCCUAUUUAAAAACUAUGAUCUGUACUUAUAUAGACCCGAAACUUCCUACUAUGGCGGAUCACAUUGCCAAUGCAGACCAGGACCUCCUGGGCCACCAGGGCCUCCGGGGCUGCCUGGAGUGCAGGGCGAUGAAGGUCCCCCCGGAGAAAAGGGAGAUCGUGGUGAUCCGGGUGAAAGGGGAGAACGUGGCAGAGCCGGUAGACCUGGUUACUAUGGCUUCCCCGGACCCAUAGGUCCUCCUGGGCCUCCUGGAAAAUCCGUAAUUCACCACAAAAGCGAACCUCCUCGAAUUAUUUAUUUACCCGCCAAAUCAGAGGGCAAAGAUCCACCCAAAAAGGAAACCUCAGGCGACGAAAAUCCAAUUAAGAAAAAAAAGCACCAGAACCUCAAGAAGAAGCCACAGCUAGUCCAAUAG